UUCCAUAACGACGUUGCAUAAGCACUAUGAUAACGAAUCGCGAGUGCGAGAGGGUUGGACCUUUGACGGGUCCCCAGUGCGGCCCUGUGUAGUGGCAAAAUCACCCUUCUUCAGUUUGUUGUGUAGUUGAAACGGUUUAGGAUAAAUGACGACUGUUUAAUCAAUCAGUCAGACCGUGAUUAUCGAUACAACCGGCCCUCAGAGACAAUGCAUCCUUCCAAAAAUCUGGGUCGUCCCUCGUAGCUUCUAGGAAAGCUACGAAUCGAUAUCGACGCGAAUGCUAGAAAAGAAACGUGAACGUGUUAAAAAAAAAGAAAAAGUGUCGAUAAUAUGUAUCAUGUGAAAAAUGCAUAUGUAUACUUACGAUAACGUGCGACGCUUGUUAAGCCGUAUCCACACUGUAGACGUUGCUAUUGACAGCUAAAAAUGAGUCGGGGUCGAUCAGACAAGCCGUGUGACGUUGGUUAAACAACUGCUAAUUCUGAUUUGUGUGCUGAAACAACUUUCUGACGUCUUCGGGUACGAUGACGAACGAGAGACUGGACCUGGACAAGCCACUGUGGGACCUCAACAGCUUCACAGGAAGAUGGAAGUACUUCGCCUGGAUGACCGACUUCCGCACCUGCGUCGUCUCUGAAUCAGCGCUACUUGCUGCCAAAAACUUAUGCGAGCAGUACAGACUUGGCAAAGAGCCAGCCGAUACAACCAGAGAGCAGAUCAUCUAUGCGAAGAAGCUGUACGAGUCGGCCUUUCAUCCCGACACCGGCGACCUGCAAAAUGUUUUCGGCAGGAUGUCCUUCCAGGUGCCGGGAGGUAUGGCUAUCACCGGCGCGAUGCUUCAGUUUUACAGGACGACGCAAGCGGUGGUUUUCUGGCAGUGGGUCAACCAAUCUUUCAAUGCACUUGUCAAUUAUACCAACAGGAAUGCUAACAGUCCCAUAACCACUAGUCAACUAGGUGUAGCUUAUGUUAGCGCUACCGUUGCGGCUAUGAUAACCGCAAUAGGGUGCAAAUCGUUUUGGGAGAAACGCGCGAAUCCUUUGAUGGCUAGAUACGUUCCGUUCGCCGCAGUGGCAGCCGCUAAUUGCGCUAAUAUCCCUCUAAUGAGACAAAACGAAAUAAAAAACGGCGUAGAACUCGUAGAUGACGAUGGCAGAAAACUCACGAGAUCGAAGUUUGCGGCUGUGAAAGGCAUUUCGCAAGUCGUUAUUUCGAGAAUUGUCAUGUGCGCGCCCGGCAUGCUUAUUCUACCGCCUAUAAUGGAAAAAUUGGAGAAGUACGCUUGGAUGCAAAGAAUUAAACCUAUGCACGCUCCAAUACAAAUUAUGAUGUGCGGCAUUUCACUCUCAGUUAUGGUGCCGACGGCGUGUGCGUUGUUUCCGCAAAAUUGCUUUAUCAAAACAACCACUCUACAACGCUGGGAGCCGGAAAAUUACGAACUGCUGAAGAAAAAUUGUGAAGGAGGCGCGAUACCGGCGUAUUUGUACUUUAACAAGGGAUUAUAAUGUUAUGAAAAAUUCUAGUUCAGAAGAAACUUAGAUAAGUGCUAUUCCAUCCUUUGCAAGUGUCGUGAUCUCAACUGAUACACUCAUGACGAAUUCUUCUACUGAAUCAGAGUCGAACCCGUGAUUGAUAACAUCAUUAUCAAAAAUCAAUUGUUGCAAUAGCACCUCUUUUUUUUUAAUACAUUGUUUUAAAAGGUCACGAGACUUUUAAAAUAGUGGUUCAAAGCAAUUAACUUAAUUUCUAACACCGCCUUGACAACUGUUAGAAGUUAGGAUUAGUUACGAAACGUCAUAUGUAUAUCCACAGAAUGAUAGAAUGAAAUUUCAUCGACACGUUGAGAUAUGUAAUAGAAAGUCGUUAACUGCAAUAUAAAAAUGAUAAGUAGUGAAGGAUGAAACGUUGACAAUACAGUUUGGUGCUUUGGUAGACUAAUCACAAACCGUAGCAAUAAUUUCCUUUAAACAAAUGUUCAAUAGUCUCUCUCUGGCGCUUUAAUAUUAAUUUAUAAGUUGUUAAUGUUUUCUCGUUGUUUUAAUAUAUUACACAUAUUUUCUUCAGGAUAUCGUUAGUCAUUGGAAUAUCACUUAAUAACAACAAUAUUGUUUUUUGCAUUUUCGAAGCCUAUCGAAAGUAAAAAUGCUGCCAUGUAUAGUGAUAUGACAACAAACUUUCGUACACAUAUAUAAUUAAUAAGAUAUAUAUUAAUAUAUAUAAUAUACGUAAUAAAUUAUAUCAAUAAACAUUGCUAUUCCAUGAAAUAAAACUUGUCACAUAUCAA
Harpegnathos saltator (Jerdon's jumping ant) is the source of this 2284-nucleotide messenger RNA. RefSeq names its product sideroflexin-2. Gene Ontology annotation, molecular function: monoatomic ion transmembrane transporter activity. Gene Ontology annotation, biological process: monoatomic ion transport; serine import into mitochondrion. The record is from RefSeq and is a predicted model, not a curated record. The transcript is spliced from 9 exons. Gene Ontology annotation, cellular component: mitochondrial inner membrane. Bases 525 to 1505 code for a protein of 326 amino acids. NCBI's taxonomy places the organism in Eukaryota, Metazoa, Arthropoda, Insecta, Hymenoptera, Formicidae.